GCUCCCGGACACCAAUUAAGAAGCAAUCAAGAAUGGAUAUACCUACAACACAACGAUUUGUAUUUUAUACAGACAUGAAAAACGAUAAGAGAAACACGCCAAACAGUUUGUGUUACGCGUUACAAGGGUUAACCAAUGCUCAAAAUUCUGAUAUAACAGAUAUGGGAUUUGAAACUAUUACGUGCUUUAACAUACACAACAUACCGCCGGGUUUAGGGUAUUGGUUGUUGCUCAACUAUGAUCAAAAAAUGAACGAGUUAAACAUUGGCAACCGUAAAAUUAAAAUCACACCCUCAAAGGUUCAUGAUGUUCUUGGAGUGCCUAUGGGGGAAAUUAGCGUCUCUGAAAAGCCAAAGGUGACAAAACGAGACGCUAUUAGAGAACGAUGGAAGAGCCAGUUCGGUAAUGCUUGUAUAACUGUUAAACAUGUGACUGAGAAGCUUAGAUUAUAUCCGCGAGGCGGAAUACUUUUUAAGCUUAACUUCCUUGUUAUCUUCAACUCUAUUAUGGGUGAGACAACUAAGAGUGCAACCGUUAAUCAAAAGUUUCUCACGUCAACCAAUAAUGAAGCCAUACCGAACAUGGAUUGGUGUGGCUAUAUCAUAGCUUGCUUGAAGAGAACUAGAGAGGGGUGGAGUGGUAUAGAGCCCUAUAACGGCCCGUUGACUGUUCUUGCGGUGUUAUACGCACACGAACGGCAACUGAAACGUAGUCCUGAAAAUGCAGUAACUCCAGCGUUACAAUAUGUUACCACUGAUUUCUUGGUUGAUCUUGAGAGGUCCUUGUAUGACAACGGACCGUGUUCGAAUGAUGACAUUAAAAAGGAGGAUCCGUUAACUCCAAAUGUUGAAGAUCACGUUCAGUCACUAGGUCCUGAAGCUCAAGGUCAAACUGAUGAAGGUCAAACUGAUGGAGGGCAAACUGCUAUUGACCAAAAUGUUAAGGUACCUGAUGUAACUUCUGUUCAAACAGAUUCGGUAUUGAACCUAAAGGCACCCAUUGGCCCACGAGGGUCUCAAUCACUGUCUGGAUUAUCAGCUAAUAUAGGACAUUGUAACCGGCUUGAACCGUCUAAAGACAAGAAGAUUGGUAAUAAUAUGGGCAAGAAAAAGAAACGUGGUUGGAGAAACACAAACACUUGCAUACCAAAGAAGAAACUUAAGUUACUGGAUGAUGAUGAUGUUGGUGAUGGUGUCGGUGCCGGUGUAGGCCCCAAGCAGGUGCAAUGUGAGUUGGCUGAAAAUGUGUCUCUUAUGUCAAAUUCUCUGGAAAAGUCGACUUAUCAAAGUGACAUAGUUUGUGUCCAAGGCUACAAAGUGAAGCGAAGUAACGCAACAAUUCUUGAAGCCAUUUUCGAAAAACACGGUGACAUUGCAUCUACCUGCGUAUUCAAAACAUCUUCCACAAGAACACAUUUCCUCGAGGCUGUUUGUGAAGUUGUCAAACGGAUCAAAACCAAUAAUAUGACUGAGAUGGUGGAAGAUAUAGAGUGCCAAGUGUCGGAUGCAGAAGCCGCCAACAUUAAUGUGUCAUGGAUUCGAGCGCACUUUGAAGACUUUAACAAAAGGAAGGAGACCAGUAAAAAGUACAGUUUGCUUUUGGAGAUGAAAUCAAAGACCAGUUUGGCUAAAAGAGCUGCCCAAAUGGAUCUGAGGGAAAGAUGCGCAGAGCUAACCGGUGCGCAACAACGGUUUGAAAAGGCUGAAAGAUGUGUGAAAGUAAUGCAUCUUGUUAAAAACAAUCUAAAUGACAACAUCUUGGAGUCUAAAGCUAAACUAGACUCAUGGGUAAAGCAUCCAGUUGUAUAGGCUAAUUAAUUAGAUCAUGUAAUGGUGUGUAAUUAUUAGAAGUUUGCCAUUAGAUGUCUUGUAUUUUGGUCGAAUGGGGUGAACCCGUUAAGUUUAAACUUUAUGCGUUUUAAACCUUAAAUGAAUAUAAUUAGUAUUUAAUCCUAA
Molecule: messenger RNA, 1955 nt
Organism: Helianthus annuus (common sunflower)
Lineage: Eukaryota; Viridiplantae; Streptophyta; Magnoliopsida; Asterales; Asteraceae
Exons: 5
Coding region: 33-1808 (591 amino acids)
Source: RefSeq, a predicted model, not a curated record